AUGUCAGUGGACAAGACAAUCGAAGAGCUCAGCUACACGUUGGCUCAACUGGGCACUCUCGUUGGUCAUAUCAAUUCACAAAUUGGACAGCUUGCAUCCAGGUCAUUAAAUAAUCCUGUUCAGCGCGCUGGCGUUCCGUUCACAGUUUACAUUAAGGUUCCGAAUGGAUGGUUAUUCUAUCUGCUCUUUCUGACGAUUAUUGCUGUGUUUGUGCUGUUAUCAGUGGUAUUGUUAUUGAGUAUGAUAACGCGAUGCAAUGAAGUGUUCAGACUAAUCAAACAGUCCCGCACCUCUGGUCAGCUCACUAUUUCACUUCUCUUCCCUACGCCAAAUCAAUUGCUAUCAUUUGAUAUUAUUGCAAGAUGUCACUGA
This is a messenger RNA of Gongylonema pulchrum, 372 nucleotides long. The record is from the annotation of a GenBank genome assembly. Lineage: Eukaryota; Metazoa; Nematoda; Chromadorea; Rhabditida; Gongylonematidae.